AUGCCUGAGGUCUUUACACGAACAAUUCCAAAUGCCCCAGAAGAUGAUAGACCUUUAGAAAUUAUAAGUGAUCAUGAAUAUGGAAAACUAACGAGUGAUGAAUAUUUGUAUACUUCAAAACAUCCAGUUGGCGAACCAUUUUUAAAACCAGAAGAAGGUGAACCAACGUAUAUAAUAUAUUUAGCUACUUAUUUAAAUUUUUUAUUAUUAAUUAUUAUUGGUCAUAUUCGAGAUUUCUUUGGAAAGAUUUUUAAACCAAAAGAGUAUGAAGAUUUAAUAGAAAUUGAUGGGUAUGCUCCGUGGUAUGAUGGGUUUGAAAGCUUUUAUGUUCGUAGAUUAAAAAUGAGAAUUGAUGAUUGUUUUGCAAGACCAAUCCACGGUGCUCCGGGUAGAUUUAUUAAAUGUUUCAAUAGAAAAAGAGAUGGUAAAUAUGGCUAUUUAUAUGAUGGUACAUCAAGAGAAUGUUUAAAUUUAUCAAGUUAUAAUUAUUUAGGAUUUGCUCAAUCAUCAGGUACUUGUACAGAUUUUGCAUUAGAUUGUUUAAAAUAUGGUACUUCUGCAUGUGCAUCUAGAUUACAUUUAGGAACGGAUUUACAUAAAAAAUGUGAAAGAGUAAUUGCUGAUUUCGUGGGGAAAGAAGAUGCAAUUAUAGUAUCGCAAGGUUAUGGAACUAAUGCUAAUUUUUUCAUGUCAAUAGCAGAUUCAAAGACAUUAAUUAUAUCAGAUGAAUUAAAUCAUGCAUCUAUAAGAUUUGGUAUUAGAUUAUCUGGUGCUAUAGUCAAAGUAUUCAAACAUAAUGAUAUGAAAAGUUUAGAGAAAUUGAUAAGAGACCAAAUAGCUCAAGGUCAACCAAAGACACAUAGACCAUGGAAGAAAAUUAUAAUAGCAGUUGAGGGUUUAUAUUCAAUGGAAGGAAAUAUGUGUGAUUUACCAGAAUUAAUCAGAAUAAAAGACAAAUAUAAAUGUUAUUUAUUUGUUGACGAAGCUCAUUCUAUAGGUGCAUUAGGUCCAAAUGGUAAAGGUAUAUGUGAUUAUUUUCAAGUUGAUCCAAAUGAUGUUGAUGUUUUAAUGGGAACCCUUACAAAAUCUUUUGGUGCAACUGGCGGUUAUAUAGCAGGUUCACAAGAAUUAAUUGAUAAAUUAAGAUUAGAUUAUAUAACUCAAGGUUAUUCAGAAAGUGUACCUCCACCAGUUUUAGGACAAAUGAUUUCAAGUUUAUCAGUUAUAAAUGGAGAUUUAAAUCCAGGGGAAGGUAAAGAAAGAUUACAAAGAAUUGCAUUUAAUUCAAGAUAUUUAAGAUUGGGAUUAAAGAGAUUGGGUUUUAUAGUUUAUGGUGCUGAUGAUUCACCUGUUAUACCAUUAUUGAUAUAUUUACCUGGUAAAAUGCCGGGUCUUUCAAGAUCAUUAUAUGAUUUAGGUAUAGCUAUAGUUGUUGUAAGUUAUCCUGCAACUCCAUUAUUAUCAGCAAGAGCAAGAUUAUGUUUAUCAUCAGCUAUAACAAAAGAAGAUUUAGAUGAUUUGCUAAUCAAAUUAAGUGAUGUAGGUGAUCAAUUCUUUUUGAAAUAUAAUUCAAAGAAAUUACCAAUAGAACAAGUAUUGUCAACAUUAGUUGAAGAUUGUAAAAAGACUAAUUUAGAUUUUUAA
Molecule: messenger RNA, 1644 nt
Organism: Insectozyma verbasci
Lineage: Eukaryota; Fungi; Ascomycota; Pichiomycetes; Serinales; Debaryomycetaceae
Source: the annotation of a GenBank genome assembly